Molecule: messenger RNA, 754 nt
Organism: Dioscorea cayenensis subsp. rotundata (Guinea yam)
Lineage: Eukaryota; Viridiplantae; Streptophyta; Magnoliopsida; Dioscoreales; Dioscoreaceae
Exons: 2
Coding region: 68-604 (178 amino acids)
Biological process (GO): response to wounding; regulation of defense response; regulation of jasmonic acid mediated signaling pathway
Cellular component (GO): nucleus
Source: RefSeq, a predicted model, not a curated record
AACAACAACAACAACAACAACAACAACUACUACUACAAAGGACAUCAACAAGAAGAGAAAAAAAAGAAUGAAUAUGAAGAAGAUGAAUGGUGGUUGGGGAGAUGAACUAGAGUUGAACCUCUGUCUAGGCUCACCGGAGCCAAGUCCCAAAUCUAAUUCCGGUGGUGGAAGAAACAGUCAAGAACAACUUCGGCAAAUGACCAUCUUUUAUGCUGGUCAUGUUUGUGUUUCUGAAGUUACAAGCAUUCAGGCAAAAGCAAUUAUAUGCAUGGCAAAAGGAUUACCAUUAAGAGGAGAAAGAGAAGAAGGAGAAGAAGAAGUACAUCAGAAGGAAAAGGAAAAGGAAAAGGAAAAGGAAAUAAUCAUAUCAUCUCCUUCUCAGUCUUCAUUAUUAUCUCCUCAACAACAACAACAACAACAACAACAACAACUACAACAGAAUAAUAUUAAUAAUAAUAUUAAUCAAUAUCAUGCAUUGCCUCAACAAGUGCAGUCAAUGAAGAGAUCACUGCAACGUUUCCUCCAAAAGAGAAAGACAAGGCUUGAUUCAUCUUCUCCUUAUUGUUUUCUUAGGCACUCUUUACCAACUGUGAGGUCUUUAUAGAUUUUUUUUUUAAUAUUUAGGUUUUUCUUUUAUUUAUUUUAUUUUGGUUGUUGUUGUUGUUGUUGUUAGAGAUUAAUUUGUAGUUCUUUGGAUAUUUGAAGGUUGUAUGUAUGUCCUUGAUCUUUUAAACUGAGAGUUUUGGUUGAUUUA